GGAAAAAAAGUAGUAGUAAAAGUAAAGAAACUAAAUAAUUUCUAACAGAGGUCAACUAUAUAUACAUCAUGACUUUAAACUGCUCAACCACUCAUCAUCAUCACAUAAUAUAUCCCCUCUGUUCUAGCGCCUUUCAUCAUCUCUCAUAAGAAUAUAAUAUUAAUAUGGCUAACCCCGUAAUGUCUUUAAUUCUUUUAUUCCUUUCCAUUGUUUCUAUUUUCUUAAGUUCUGUAUCCAUGGCUGACAAUGCGAUAUUCAAUGUUGUACAAAUGGGGGCAAAGCCAAAUGGCAAGACUGAUUCAACAAUGUCUUUCUUAAAUGCUUGGAAAGCAGCUUGUGGCUCUACAAAACCAGCCACUAUUAUUGUACCACUAGGAAGGUAUUUGGUUAAACAAGCACAUUUUAGAGGGAAGUGCAACAACAAAGCCAUAACGUUUAGAAUUGAUGGCACCCUAUUGGCUCCUUCAAAUUAUAAUGUUAUUGGAAAUGCUGGAAAUUAUUGGCUUCUUUUUGAAGGUGUUGAUGGAGUUUCAAUUCGUGGUGGCAAUCUUGAUGGUCGUGGGGCUGCUUUGUGGGCUUGCAAAGCGUCAAGCAACAACCGCCCAAGUGGUGCCACGAAUCUGGCGUUUGUCAACUCAAACAAUGUAGCAAUAACUGGGCUAACUUCAUUGAAUAGUCAAAUGUUUCAUAUUGUCAUCAAUGGUUGCAACAAAGUGAAGGUGCAGGCUGUUAAAGUAUUGGCAUCUGGAAACAGUCCAAAUACCGAUGGCAUUCAUGUUCAGUUAUCAUCUGAGGUCUCCAUAUUGAAAACUAAAAUCCAUACAGGAGAUGAUUGCAUCUCAAUUGGUCCUGGCACCACAAAUUUGUGGAUCCAAGAAAUUGCUUGUGGCCCUGGCCAUGGAAUUAGCAUUGGAAGUUUAGGAAAGGAUUUUAAAGAAGCUGGUGUGCAAAAUGUGACAGUUAAAUCAGUUAUAUUCAAGAACACACAAAAUGGCGUGAGGAUUAAAUCAUUGGGCAGACCUAGUACUGGCUUUGUCAAGAAUAUAAUUUUCCAGCACACUACCAUGAUUAAUGUUCAAAAUCCAAUCGUUAUCGAUCAAAAUUACUGCCCUGAUAAUAUAAAUUGUCCUGGCCAGGUUUCUGGUGUGAAAAUAAGUGAUGUUACGUACGGAGAUAUCCAUGGAAGCUCAGCAACAGAAGUUGCAGUGAAAUUUGAUUGUAGUAAGGGAAAUCCAUGCAAAGGAAUAAAAUUGGAAAAUGUACAUUUGACUUAUAAGAAUCAAUUACCAGCUCAAGCAUCAUGUGAUAAUGUUGCACUAACAACUUCUGGAUUAGUUCAACCUGACAAUUGUUUGUAAGGGAAGACAUCUAAUACAAGAAUGGUCUUUCCCUCUUUCUUCAUUUUCUUUUUACUUCGAGUUAAUUGCUAGAAAUAGAGGGGAACUAAUGAUUUAAUUUAAUUUAAUUGUUCCCUCUAAGUAUUUAGUAAUGAUAAGAGACUUUCAUUUUUAUGGGUUUCAAAAUAGAAAUGCUUUCUUGAGCCUGUGGUGGUAUGACUUGAAUCACCUGGCUUUGCAAUGCAGUGUAUUUCGAAUUCUUUAAAGAUUAAAGUGGAAUGCUCGUAUUUAUGUAUCUUAAA
Lycium barbarum (goji berry) is the source of this 1639-nucleotide messenger RNA. Its product is annotated as polygalacturonase-like. Gene Ontology annotation, biological process: carbohydrate metabolic process. The record is from RefSeq and is a predicted model, not a curated record. Gene Ontology annotation, molecular function: polygalacturonase activity. NCBI's taxonomy places the organism in Eukaryota, Viridiplantae, Streptophyta, Magnoliopsida, Solanales, Solanaceae. The transcript has 4 exons. The coding region runs from base 165 to 1358 and encodes 397 amino acids.